AUGGAAGCCGACCAAGUUCAUACAAUUACACAAAGAAAUAGGUAUCGUAUCUCAACUAUACAAAAUUUAUCCGAGCAAGCGUACAAAAAUAAAUAUGGCAUGGUCAGUUUUUUGAUCGGCAAUUUCUCAUGUGUCGCCAUAUCUGAACCCGUGUCUGCGCAUUUUGUACUAAGAUCAUGCCUUGAAAAAGGACAGAUGACGCUUGUUUUCCGUCAUAUGGUUGGGAACGGAUCAAUAUUUGCUCCAGAGAGGAUAUGGCGCGUUCGUCGCAAGAUUAAUGCAUUGGCACUUGCUCCAAAACACAUCAACAAGUUCGUCAGAGUAUACGCGCGGAACAGUCAGGUGUUGGUGGACAAACUAGCAGUGUAUGUGGGGCAGGUGAGAACACAGGAUGAUUUGAAAAGUUUAUUGGAACUAUUGAUUCGUUACUCUGGAGGAUAUUCUGAAACAGAAUUACGCGAAGAGUCACUCGUGUUGCUUUUAGCGUCCAUUGACACUACAGUUUCUGUCAGCGGCUUUGCCUCAGUCCUGUUGUCUCAACACCUCGAUGUACAGGACAAAGUAUACGAGGAGAUUAAAGAAGUCUUUGAUGAUUUUGAUCAGACAAUAACUAUUAAUGAUUUAAAUAAACUUAAAUAUUUGGAAGCUGUUUUGAAGGAAACAAUGCGACUCUAUCCUACGACUCCAUUGAUUAUGAGGAAGUGUCAAACUGAUUUAAAACUUCCUUCAGGUUUAGUUUUAAAUGAAGGUUGUCAAGCUAUUAUUAACAUAUGGGGAUUGCACCGUAAUCCUAAGUAUUGGGGACCAGAUGCUGAUAAAUUUAGGCCAGAAAGAUUUUUAGAUGCAACACCUGAGCAACAAACCGCUUAUAUACCUUUUAGCACAGGACCACGAAACUGCGCUGGUAGUCGAAUAGGCAUCAUCUCAUUGAAAACGACCCUAGUCUCUAUUUUACGGAAGUAUCGACUAAAACCAGCUGCUUCUUUCAUAUACAAUGAGCAGAACCCUCUAAGAGUGAAACAUACAUUGGUUACAAAACACUUGGAUAACUUUCAAGUACAAUUAGAACAUAGAAUUUGA
Molecule: messenger RNA, 1080 nt
Organism: Nymphalis io (European peacock)
Lineage: Eukaryota; Metazoa; Arthropoda; Insecta; Lepidoptera; Nymphalidae
Product: probable cytochrome P450 313a1
Exons: 8
Coding region: 1-1080 (359 amino acids)
Molecular function (GO): iron ion binding; monooxygenase activity; heme binding
Source: RefSeq, a predicted model, not a curated record